AUGGGUCAAAACCAGUCGGGUAUGGGAGGUGGCCACGAUGGCAAGGAUGACAAGGACAAGAAGAAGGAGAAGCACAAGCACGAACCUCCCCCGAGACCUACCACCCGCAUCGGUCGCAAGAAGAAGAGAGCCGGUGGUGCCAGUGCCGCCGCCAAGUUACCGCCCGUCUACCCGACCAGUCGAUGCAAGCUCAGGCUGUUGCGCAUGCAGCGUGUUCACGACCACCUGUUGCUCGAGGAGGAAUAUGUCGAGAACCAAGAGCGCUUGCGCAAGGCGAAAGCCGCCAAGGACAAUGCCGUUCCAGCUGCCUCGGAAGCCGAGGCUGCGGAUCGCAAUGCCGAUGAACGUGGCCGUGUUGACGACAUGCGUGGUAGCCCAAUGGGAGUCGGAACCCUUGAAGAGAUGAUUGACGACGACCACGCCAUUGUCAGCAGCACGACUGGACCAGAGUAUUAUGUAAGCAUCAUGAGUUUUGUUGACAAGGAUCUAUUGGAGCCCGGCGCCAGUGUCUUGCUUCACCAUAAGACUGUGAGCAUCGUUGGUGUUCUCACAGAUGACGCGGAUCCCAUAGUCAGCGUCAUGAAGCUCGACAAGGCGCCUACGGAGUCGUACGCGGAUAUCGGUGGUUUGGAGCAGCAAAUCCAGGAGGUGCGGGAAUCUGUAGAGUUGCCACUGCUCCAUCCGGAGCUGUACGAGGAGAUGGGUAUCAAGCCUCCCAAGGGUGUCAUUCUCUACGGUGCCCCCGGUACCGGAAAGACGUUACUGGCGAAGGCGGUUGCAAACCAGACUUCGGCCACUUUCCUGCGUAUUGUUGGUAGCGAGUUGAUUCAGAAGUAUCUCGGUGACGGCCCCCGGUUGGUUCGCCAACUGUUCCAGGUUGCUGCCGAGAAUGCCCCGUCAAUCGUCUUCAUCGAUGAAAUCGAUGCUAUCGGUACCAAGCGUUACGAUUCGACAUCAGGUGGUGAGCGUGAAGUCCAAAGAACUAUGCUGGAGCUUCUCAACCAGCUUGAUGGUUUCGAUGACCGCGGUGACGUCAAGGUGAUCAUGGCCACCAACAAGAUCGAGUCUCUUGAUCCCGCUCUGAUCCGACCCGGACGUAUCGACCGAAAGAUCCUCUUUGAGAAUCCCGACCAGAACACCAAGCGCAAGAUCUUUACACUCCACACUAGCAAGAUGUCACUUAAUGAGGACGUCGAUCUUGAGGAGUUUAUCGCGCAGAAGGAUGAUCUGUCAGGUGCCGACAUCAAGGCUAUUUGCUCAGAGGCUGGUCUGAUGGCUCUUCGGGAGCGCAGAAUGCGGGUACAGAUGGCCGACUUCCGCGCCGCUCGCGAGAGAGUGUUGCGGACGAAGCAGGAGGGUGAGCCCGAGGGGUUGUACUUGUAG
Molecule: messenger RNA, 1383 nt
Organism: Podospora anserina S mat+
Lineage: Eukaryota; Fungi; Ascomycota; Sordariomycetes; Sordariales; Podosporaceae
Exons: 4
Coding region: 1-1383 (460 amino acids)
Biological process (GO): proteasome-mediated ubiquitin-dependent protein catabolic process
Cellular component (GO): proteasome regulatory particle, base subcomplex
Molecular function (GO): proteasome-activating activity; ATP hydrolysis activity; ATP binding
Source: RefSeq, a predicted model, not a curated record